AUGAUCCACUCGGCGAGUCAGGGAGUUGCGGGGCAGCAGUCCCCAGAGCAGCGGCAGCGGAAGCGCCGUCUGCACCCCGAGCUGAGGGGCAACGACAUCCAACUGGGACUCAACCAGGAGGAGCGCCGCCAUCUCCUGCGGGAGCUCAGCACGGAGGAAGUCCGGCGGGCGCCAGCGGGCCGGGGAGUGAGGGCCACACAGCAGCCGUGGGGCGGCCGGGCACGCCCAAUUCCGCCGCCCCUCCCGCUGGCGGCACUCGGAGCCACGCAAAAAGCAACGCAGACGGUAGUGACACCGUCUCCGCUGCGUGGGCGCGUGCCCCACUGCUGCUGCUUCUGCCGCUGCCGCUCACGGCUGCUUUUGCCUGUGCCGCUGGACAAUGCUGAGGGGACAGCCACACACACACACACACGGUGCCGGCAGCGUGGCUGUGCGUCGCACGGACCACCCAAAUGA
Trypanosoma conorhini is the source of this 456-nucleotide messenger RNA. RefSeq lists its product as uncharacterized. The transcript has a single exon. NCBI's taxonomy places the organism in Eukaryota, Euglenozoa, Kinetoplastea, Trypanosomatida, Trypanosomatidae. The coding region runs from base 1 to 456 and encodes 151 amino acids. The record is from RefSeq and is a predicted model, not a curated record.